CAAUGAAAACAUAAAACUGUUUAUAUACAUAUAUUUAAUUCUAUAAUAAAACUAUAUAAAUAGAAUAAGCACUCCUACUUGUACUUUCGAAAAUAUGGUGUGGGUGCGUUCCACUUAUUAGCCUAGUCUUGUGGCCGGGAUCGUUAAUUACAUCAAUUUCGGCGGAUGUUAAUGAACGCGUGCGUACACGACGGUUAAUUCAAGCCAAUUUUGUUCGUGAAUUUGAAUGCAAGUCGGCCGUGUAGCAGCUGACAUUGUGUCAUAUCCAAUUAAGAACGAUUUUCGUUAGAGAAUCGACUCUCGCAUACUGUCAACGGCAGUUAGACGCGCAGUUUCUUUCGAAAGAUCGAGCUAGGAGGAGAGGUGAAACUAAAUGAUAGGUUUUCAACUAAGUGAUGCCAAAAGACAAAAAAGAGAGAGUUGAUACAGGUGUAAGAAAGUGCACAAAGAUAAGAACAUCGGCUAUAAAAAUACUACGAGAGAUUAUAUAUUCGCACAAUUGUGUCUCGUGUAGUGAUCGGAUUGUUGCUCGAUUUUGCGGGUCAAAGUUACAAGACCUAGAAAAAGGGCGUUCGAAAGUUGUUCAUUUUCCUUACUCCUCGUGUAAGGUAUUUGAUUGAACAGAGGGUAUUGAAUUAAAUUACGCAGUAUCUCUCGUUGUGCAUCCCAAUAAUGGGCAACAAUAAAAUCGAAAGCCGACCGAAAGGUCGUUUGAACGGAGCACCAGUAACAAUGUCGGAGCCACUUCGUCGUAAAAAUAUUAUUUCCGCACUUCUCUGCUUUACGUGUGGCGCCUGCUUUAUUCUCAGUUUAAUUUGCACUUGUCUGGCAACAAUGGUCGUUAUGCUGGAUCAGACUGUUGAGGCGGCGAGCUACAGUCGAUCUCUAGAUUCGAAUAGACCAGAGGCAUUUACGACAGCAUUUGAUCCUGACAAAAGCUUCAGAUUACCAAAAGAAGUCGUACCUAUCCACUAUGAUCUCUAUUUGCACCCAAAACUUAAAGAGGGCACGUUUACUGGAAAGGCGACCAUCUUAAUUGAUGUCCACGACAAUAGAAGAUUCAUAGCUCUUCAUCAAAAGGAUCUCGAUAUCACAUCUGUGAAAUUAGAAACGUACGGUUUAGAAGAAGAUUAUGAAAUUAAUAUCUCUUCUGUUAGUAAGCCUACAAAAUAUGAGAUCUUCAUAAUUACAACUGAAAACGAGAUUACAUCCGGAUUAUAUAAAUUAUAUCUAGAAUUUGAUGGAAGCCUCAAGAACAAAAUAGUUGGAUUCUACGGCAGCAAAUAUCAUUAUACGAAUGGAAAAACUGAUGAAACCAGGUACAUUGCGACUACUCAGUUUGAGGCAACUAAUGCUAGACAAGCUUUUCCGUGUUUUGAUGAACCCAGUUUCAAGGCAGAAUUUUCAAUAAAAGUGGUUCAUCCAAUGAAUAAUUGCUACAAUGCAUUAUCCAAUAUGAAUGUAGAGAGUACGGAACUAAAUGUACCACAACGUGGUCUAGCAACUGUGACGUUUGCAAAAACUGUACCUAUGUCAACGUACCUAACUGCUUUUAUUGUCCAUGAUUUUAUUGGCACAAGUAAAAUGGCAAAGAGCUUACAUGGUAAAGAAUUUCCGGUCAGUGUUUACACCACAAAACUUCAAUCGGAAGCAAAAAGAAAUUUUGCAGUGGAUAUUGGUGUGAAAGCUAUUGAAUAUUUCAUAAACUUAUUUAAAAUAGAUUUUCCAUUACCAAAACUCGAUAUGAUUGGUAUUCCUGAUUUUAAGGCCGGCGCUAUGGAAAAUUGGGGUUUAGUGACUUAUAGAGAAACAAGAAUUCUUUAUGACGAACACACUAACUCUCUUUAUGAUAAGCGUGAAGUCGUUAACGUAAUCUGUCACGAAUUGGCGCACAUGUGGUUUGGAAAUCUCGUUACUAUGAAAUGGUGGAGUGACUUGUGGCUCAAGGAGGGUUUUGCUACAUUCAUGGCAUCUAAAUGUUCCGAUGCAAUUCUACCAAAGCAAGGAUAUAUGGAAGAAUUUCCUGUUGAAAUAGUUCAGAAUGUAUUUGCUUCUGACUCAAAAUUGAGCUCUCAUCCUAUAGUUCACGAUGUUCAAAAUGCAGACGAUAUUUCAUCCUUCUUUGAUGGAAUAUCUUAUAAGAAGGGAGCAUCUAUAAUUCGCAUGAUGGAGAACUUCUUUGGAUCUGACGUCUUUUUCGGUGCAAUUAGCAGCUAUUUGAAUAAGCAUGCUUAUCAAAAUGCGGAGACGGCGGAUCUCUUUAAUGCUUUGCAAGAUGCGGUCGGAAACAAAUUAAACGUAAAAGCAAUAAUGGACACUUGGACGCGACAAGGAGGAUAUCCUGUUGUCAACGUGAAAAAAUCUGGAAACAAAUUUGUAUUAACUCAGGAACGAUUCCUAGAUGAUCAAGACGUCAAAUCCGAUCCGUCACAAUCAGAAUAUGGAUACCGAUGGACCAUACCCAUUGAGUAUAUCACUAACAAAAACGAGGAGCCCACUCUUAUAUGGUUCGACAAGGAUUCGAACGAAGUGGUGAUCGAGGCUGACGAACAUACUAAUUGGAUUAAAUUAAAUGCGGGUCAAGUUGGUUUUUAUCGAGUUAAUUAUAACGAGGAAUGGAAGACAUUCCAGCAUCUACUUCGAUCCUCUCAUAUGAGAAUACCAUCAUCGGAUCGAGCAAAUCUUUUGGACGACAUGUUUAGCUUAGCCGAUGCCGGUCAGAUCGAAUAUAAUACUGUAAUGGAUAUAAGUACGUACCUCAGCGAGGAGUAUCAUGCUCUUCCAUGGGCAGUUGCAAAAUUGAAUUUCAUGACAAUGCAUACUCUGUUAAAAUCUUCGACAAUCUCACAUCUUGCUAACACGUUCAAGUCUUACGCCAGAAAAUUGGUAGAAACCACCUAUGAAAAUAUACCUUGGACUGACGAUGACAUUAUUGAAGAUGUGCCACUGACACAUGUGGAGAGAAGAUUGCGACCGACGGUAAUCGAAUUGGCCUGUGCAAUGAGUUCAUCUUCAUGUUUGAAAACAGCAGGAGAACACUUCAAGGAAUGGCUACUAGAAGGAAAAUCGCAACACCCUGAUAUUCGCGAAUUGGUUUAUUACUAUGGUAUGCGCUACCAUUCUGAUGAGAAUGAUUGGAAUGCUAUGUUCGAACUAUUUAAAAACGAGAUUGAUCCCAGUGAGAAAAAUAAAAUGAUGACGGGAUUGGCGGGUAUACAAUCGACUGAGAUUCUAAAAGAAUACAUUAAUAAAGCGACUAAUGAGAAUUAUGUCCGCGCUCAAGAUUUCUUGAAGUGUUUGACUUUGAUCUCGAAAAAUCCCGAUGGUACAUCGCUGGUAUGGAACUGGGUGCGCGACAACUGGGAAUUCCUGGUGAACAGAUACACACUGAAUGAUAUGUAUCUCGGUCAACUUAUACCAUCUAUUACAAGUUCCUUCGCCACACAAACUAAACUGGACGAAAUAAAAGCUUUCUUCGCAAAAUACCCUGAAGCUGGUGCCGGUGCGGAUAGUCGAGCCAAAACUCUCGAGACAGUUUCGAAGAACAUCAAAUGGCUUGCUAGAAACACUGAAAAACUUAAUGAGUGGUUCUUCGAAAACUGGUUUAAUGUGAAGAGAAUCAAUUAAACAUCAAUAAAGAUAUCUUUGUAUACCGGUGUUUAACAGUUAUAUACAUAACUUCUGUACAUCAUAUUUCUCUCAACUGCUGGAAACGAUUGACAGUGUAAAGGUAAUUAUAAUUAUGUUCGUAUCGUAAAGAACAGUUAGGUCACUCUUACAAUAUAUUGGACAAGGAAACUGUAUUCAAAUGCGCUGAAAUUACAUUGUGAUGAAUCUUUUAUCUGUUACCGUAAAAAGUAAUUAUCAAAUACGCGAAAUACAUUAAUAUGCAUUUUGCAUGAAUCGUAUGCUUUGUGUAACACAUUUAUAAAUCUUAAUAUUGAAAUAUAUAUAUAUAUAACUUAUUACUUUAAAAUAUAUAUACAGCUUUAGAAAAAAUAUAAUUUUGUGAUGAAAUAUAAUACUUUUAUACUGUUAAA
This is a messenger RNA of Monomorium pharaonis (pharaoh ant), 4040 nucleotides long. Its product is annotated as glutamyl aminopeptidase. The coding region runs from base 673 to 3627 and encodes 984 amino acids. The record is from RefSeq and is a predicted model, not a curated record. The transcript is spliced from 17 exons. Gene Ontology annotation, molecular function: zinc ion binding; metalloaminopeptidase activity; peptide binding. Gene Ontology annotation, cellular component: cytoplasm. NCBI's taxonomy places the organism in Eukaryota, Metazoa, Arthropoda, Insecta, Hymenoptera, Formicidae. Gene Ontology annotation, biological process: peptide catabolic process; proteolysis.